Pogonomyrmex barbatus (red harvester ant) is the source of this 2330-nucleotide messenger RNA. RefSeq lists its product as uncharacterized. Gene Ontology annotation, molecular function: polynucleotide 5'-phosphatase activity. The record is from RefSeq and is a predicted model, not a curated record. NCBI's taxonomy places the organism in Eukaryota, Metazoa, Arthropoda, Insecta, Hymenoptera, Formicidae. Gene Ontology annotation, biological process: protein dephosphorylation.
CGUCGAUUCUACGCGAGUGCGUCUGCUGUUGGCUACGUGCGUGUGCCGCUGAGUGACGGCGUAUUGAGUUUCGAGUGUUAUGUCGUUCUUUUCGCGGGAAGAUCUCUGAGUGAAAGGCAAACAUGACGAAUUCGGUGCCGGACAGAUGGUUAGAGUACAAAGCUUUCGGCGACGUAAUUAAAGGCACCAAAAUCUUAGCGUUCAAAGUUCCACUAAAAGAGGCCAUAGCCAGGAAUCUGCAGCCAGAGCAAAAAUUUACUACGGCGAUAUUGCUGCAACAGUUUCCUCAUCUCAAGUAUAUCGUCGAUUUGACCAAUACAUGUCGCUACUAUGAUAAAAAGGAAUUUACAAAUGCCGGCAUUAAAUACGAGAAGAUUGCUAUACCAGGGAGGAAGAUUCCGCCUAUGGACAUAAUUACAAAAUUCUUUAAAGUGAUGGAUGAUUUUACAUCGACAUGCAGUGAAGGUGAACUUAUAGGAAUUCAUUGCACACACGGCGUGAACCGUACUGGUUAUUUAAUUUGUCGGUAUCUCAUUCAACAACAAGGUUGGGAAAUUGAAGAUUCUUUAAACGCUUUCGGGGAAGCACGUGGACAUCCCGUCGAACGCGACAUUUAUCUUUCCGAUUUAAAAAAGGCUAAACGCGGCGAGAAGAUCGACACGAGUAGAGUCAUUUUGACGACGGAGAAUCCCGCGGGAGUCUCGACUAAGAGAAAUUCUCAGAAGGCACGCUCGUUGAAAAAUCCGACAGGCCGACCGAUGCCGCGACGAGGCUUCGUGAACGGUGGGCCAUUUCCGCCGCAGAGAUACGGUAUCGCGGGCCCACCGCCAGGAUUCGGCCCGAUGUCACCUCCACUACCCGGUAUGCCGCCUAUUUCGCCGAUGAGUCCGCCGCUCUACGGACCCAGGCCGUUUAGGUAUGGACCGCCGCCGAUGCGCGGGGUGAUGCCGCCGCCGACGCCGCCACCCGGGCCGGGUUUCCCGCAUCCCGGUUUCCCGCCGCGAAUGCCAGGUCCGCCGAGAAUGGCGGGUCCACCGAGAUUGCCGGGCGUCCCGACCGCGCGGUUACCGCCGCCGAAGAUGCCACCGCCGCUGCCUCCUUCCAGAACGGCCAAGCAGCUUCAAGCGCAGAAGAAGAAGCAACAGUUUAGGAAUGGAAUUAUGGAUCGCGCGGUGAAUGUUCGUUUGAGGCGGAACGGGCCGAUCAGCGGCCGCAUCAUGCCCAAAAUACAUAAAGAGCAGGACUUUACCGUUGACACGUUCGAGGAGAAUCUGCUUACGACUUCGGCCGUCGCGCAACCGCGACGACAUACUAAAGGACGCUUUAAUCAAGCCAAGUGACCAUGUACUCGUUAGGAAUGCAAUGUUACUUAAACGCACGAUUUUCCGUUUGACACGUUGCAGUUGACACGUCGAGACUUAGUGUCUGAGAUAGUUCGCACAUAAUCGUUGCUCCUUUGGAACAAUAUAGGAACAAUACGGUGCGGUGAUUAUUUUUUAACUUGGACAUGAGAUUCGAAAAAAUUAUAUGUCAUGUGACUUGGUGUAACGUGCUACAUCGAUAUCGUUAACACAUACCUCCAGUAGACGUUUUUAGUCGAUAUUUUAUAUUGAAAACGCUGUCAAUUGAUGAAUAAACUUCGGAAAUCUCAUAAUACUAAUAUCUGUGUGUUUCCUGGAUUGUCUUUAUGCACAAGAUACAUAACAUAAAAUAUUACAAAGUAUUUUUUCUAUUUAAAUAACGAAAAAAUUCUAUUUGCAAAAUGUCUUGUAGUGUUUUAUACAAUCCUCUAUAUAUAAUUUUAUUUUGUCGUAUUUUUAAUUCUUUUAACACUUUUUAAUUCUUGAUUAAAUAAUGUAAUAGAAUUUUAUUAAGAUUAUUUGUGGAUAUUGUAUCAUGAGAUUGCGAUAGAAGUCAACUGGAAAUAUUUAUGUAAUAAAUACUUGUUUAUAUGUUUAUUUAAGGCUACUGCUGAUUUACUGCAGCUAUCUGAUGACGUACAAUUCGAGAUAGUUGCAAGAGCCUUAAUACAAAGAUUAUGUAUACCUAUAAACAGAAUUGUCUUGUGUAGAUUAUAUCAUUUGUAUGUUAAGUGAACACGUUGUUAUUAUGGCUUUUUAUAAUUCGACAUUACAAAAUUUUAGUUUAAACAUUUAUUAUUUUUAUUUAGUUUACAAAUAAAUUUACGCGCAAAUAUAUUAUUACAAUUUGUUAAUUAACGAAUUAACUAAAAAUCAAAACACGUGAACUGAAUGGACAGCGAUUCUCUAUGUACAAUUUUAAAUAAAAUGUGUACAUUUAGACACAAGAGAUACACACUUUAAAAAAAA